Messenger RNA from Spodoptera frugiperda (fall armyworm), 2441 nucleotides. RefSeq names its product glycoprotein-N-acetylgalactosamine 3-beta-galactosyltransferase 1 (gene C1GalTA). Gene Ontology annotation, molecular function: N-acetylgalactosaminide beta-1,3-galactosyltransferase activity. Gene Ontology annotation, cellular component: membrane. The record is from RefSeq and is a predicted model, not a curated record. Lineage: Eukaryota; Metazoa; Arthropoda; Insecta; Lepidoptera; Noctuidae. The coding region runs from base 390 to 1493 and encodes 367 amino acids. The transcript is spliced from 10 exons.
GACUUUGACUUUGACGUUUUUUUAUUGAUAUCGUUAAUUUCCGUCGCUAUCGCAAUAAUCGCCAUGCAAAAUUACCUAAAUUGUGAAUAUUGAUGCGCAACUAAUCAAAUAUGAAUUAAUUAUCAAAAAACCAUAGAAUACAAUUUUGAAAUAUGCCCUAUAUUCUGCAUAAAAAGUGCUAAGUGAACCGCUACGAUGACAAUUUUUCAGUUAAUUGGUCAUUCGAUAAGGUUUUAAUUGCCGUAGAGCCAUUUUUAUUGUCAGUUGAAUAAUUGAAAACGGAUAAGUACUAAAGUCAUGGAAGUAAAGUAUUUUAUUAGUCAUGAAAUAGAAUUCUUUUAUUGAUUGGAACCAGUUUUCUUAUUUGAAUUGAUAGUUAUAAUAAAACCAUGAAGCCCGAAGGAUAUAUUGAAAUGGAAGCUAAGAUAACGAAUGUCGCGGAAGGUCGGGUGAUGGGUCGACGUUUCUUUUUAACGUUGGUGAUUGGGAUUUCUGCUGGAUUUAGUUUUGCAUACAUACUAUUAACAUCGACUGGAUUCUCACGGCAAAAUGUUUGGCAUACGUACAGGGAAUCAGUAAGGGAUUUGGAUAAGCAUCCCAUCACAGCUAUUGGAGAGCACAGUAAUGAUGAACCAGCUCAUAAGGAUGAGGACAGAUCGGUGGCUGAUGAGCUCUCUCGAAGAGUCAGGGUACUAUGCUGGGUCAUGACACAGCCGAAGAACCAUGAGGUUAAAGCCAAACAUGUGAAAGCUACGUGGGGCAAACGGUGUAACAAACUUAUUUUUAUGAGCAGUGUUGAAGACCCGAGCCUGCCCACAGUGAAACUACCAGUGUCUGAAGGGAGGGACUACCUAUGGGCGAAAACAAAGGCAGCAUUCCGCUACGUAUACGAACACCAUAGAAGAGAUGCCGACUGGUUCUUGAAAGCUGAUGAUGAUACGUACGUGGUAGUGGAAAAUCUAAGAUAUAUGCUUGCAGACUAUGAUAGCAGAGACCCGAUAUACUUCGGAUGCAGGUUCAAGCAUUUCUCACCACAGGGGUACAUGAGCGGCGGUGCAGGCUACGUGCUAAGCAGGGAGGCGCUGGACCGGUUCGUGAACAAGGCGCUGCCCACGCCGCAGCUGUGUAACGCGGGAGACCACGGCGCUGAGGACGCUGAGAUGGGUAAAUGCCUCGACAAGAUAGGCGUCCGCGCAAUGGACUCGCGCGACGAGUUCCACCGCGGCCGGUUCUUCCCGUUCGUGCCGCAGGACCAUCUGUUCCCCAACAGAGACAAAGACUUCUGGUAUUGGAACUACAUCUUCUAUCCUACUGAUGAGGGUCUCGACUGCUGUUCUGACCACGCAGUUUCCUUCCACUACGUGGGUCCACAGCUAAUGUACGUACUCGACUAUCUAAUAUACCAUUUAAGGCCCUACGGGGUGAAAUACGGCAGCGGUGCUAUGCCCAAAAUCCUUAAGGGUAACGAUACCAAAGAUUUUGAAAAUCGUUAGCUAAAUAACGCACUGAAUAUAACAGAAUAAACCUUCAAAUGUAGACUGUAAAGUUAAUGGGAUAAGGUUGAAAGUCACAUGUAUGUUAUGGAACUGUAAGGUUCAUUAUUGCUUGUACCUUUUUGAAAGUUAUUUUUAAUGAUUGACUGUUUAUUUAAAUUCAUUUACAGACAGUAAUAGUGACUUUUACAGCUAUAACUCAGUAAUUGUAAGCAUUACAAUGCAAUCUCGAAUUUCCGAAAAUCCUUCAAAAUUAAUACUUGGAGUCAAUCCCGAAAUCUCGGAAUUUUUACAGGAAUAUUCAAUAGAAGUAAUUGUCAAAAAAUUGAUCGACAGUAAUUUCGGUCGUAUGUUGAUUUCAUACAGAAAUACUAUUUGGAAUAACUUAAAUCAAACACUGUUAUUUAUUAUGUUUUUCGGCUUACUCACGUAAUUAUUUGACGAAGAACUCAACUAGUUUCAAGCCAUCCUAGAGGCUCAGAUUCAUGAACAGCAUUCCGACAGUCGCGCUGCUACUGUGAGUUUGCCGAAAAACAUAAUAAUUAAUCUAUUAUGUCUCACGAAAGUUACAAAACACUGUUAUAUUUAGUGUAUAAAUUAAGAAAAAAUAAAUAAAAAUCACGGCUUACUUACGUAAAUUAAUUGAGAAAAGCUCUACUAGUUUCGAGCCACAGAGGGACUCUUCAUCAUGAGCAGCGUGCGCAGACGCGGCGUAGGCUAAGUAGAGUUUUACUCCAUUAAUGUUUACUCACGAGUAAACCGUGAUUUUUAGUUAAUUUAAUAUGUCUCACGAUAGUUAUUAUAAAAAUCAGAAUAAUCAGAAUCUCUUGUUUCCAAAACAUUCCGUAAUGACUGCUUUCGUCUGAAGUCUGAGAAAAUUGUCUAAAUGUAGAUAUAUAAUGUGUAUAUGUAUAUUUGGGAGCUUUUACUGUAACAUAUUAGAUAUUA